AUGGCCAUCAUCAAUGUGGAGAAGCUCAUCAUUCUUGUCCAAGAACGGCCCCUAUUAUGGGACACCAGGUCAGAGCUAUACCAUGACCGUGUCAGAAAAGAUCCGGCAUGGGAGGAGCUCACAAAGGAGCUGCAUCCUGAGGAGUGGGAGAAAGCAAGCAAGGUCCUGCGAAAGAACAUGGUAAAAAUAGCAAAGACAAGGUGGAACAGCACCCGUGAUCAAUUUAGAAGGGAGCUGUCGGAAACUUCACGUAGCGGUGACGGGGGUGCAAAGAAACGUCCCUACAUUUACACCAAGCAGCUGCGGUUCUUAAGAGAUAUCAUGGAGUUGCCACCCACUGUUGAUAAUCUGGAGGAGCAGACUGGGUCGAUAGAUUCGGAUGAGACCCAAAUAGAGACACAGAAAUCACCAGAUGUCGCCACAACAAACCCACCAGAGAUGUCACAGCAAAUUCAGACAUCAAGUGGUCCAGAGGAAACACCAGCAGAGAUCCAUCCAGCACCAAGACGUCGGAGUCGGAAUCCUCCUGUGCAAGCACCAACAGAUAAUCGUGCUGUCAUAGAUAGUCGAGUUCUAGACUAUCUAAACAGAAAUCAAUCAGAGAGCCCUGAGGAAUUAAUGCUCCGCUCUCUGGGUCCAUUCCUCUCUCGUGUGCCAGAAGUGCGUCGGCCCGUGUUCAUGUCUACCAUGAACACGAUCCUUGAUAUCUUCUCAUGGCCCCAAGACCCCGCAGAAUUGGUACAUAUAAUAGAGCAAUACAAAUGGAGAGUAAUUGGAACACCAUGGGUUCCAGUAAGCACCCCUGGGCCUCGUCCAUCUCUGUCCAGAUGCCCUGUUACUUCCCCACCACUGUACAGCCAUGAUUGGCCAGCAGCUCUUAUACUGGCCAGAUACACCGACGUGAACAUGAAGAGGGACGGGCCACCUCCACAAGGCCUACAGGCCAAUUUACUAGGGAAUUAUUUGAGUUGGAUGGGAAACCUCUCAUUUUUGGAGUACAGUUAG
This is a messenger RNA of Bufo gargarizans (Asiatic toad), 1005 nucleotides long. RefSeq lists its product as uncharacterized. The transcript has 4 exons. The coding region runs from base 1 to 1005 and encodes 334 amino acids. Gene Ontology annotation, cellular component: transcription regulator complex; nucleus. NCBI's taxonomy places the organism in Eukaryota, Metazoa, Chordata, Amphibia, Anura, Bufonidae. Gene Ontology annotation, biological process: regulation of transcription by RNA polymerase II. The record is from RefSeq and is a predicted model, not a curated record.